GUCGCUAAACCAAGAUACCUAGCUUUUUGCUCGCAAAAUCUCAUCUUUGACUAUUUUGAACAUCGUGGGACUUGAAUGAAUACAUAUACUAUACAUCUCAGAAAUCCUAUUGUCAAACCUCUCAUCAGAAUGGAGCACGAACCAGUGGAGGAUAUACCCCAUUGCCAUCAUCACCACCACCAUCUGCAGUACCAUACUCAUCAUCAUCACCAUGGUCCAUCUCAUGAAGUCCCGAGGUCAAUGGGAGAGCAGAACAAGGCUCACUACAAUAAUGCUCCUCCAGCGCUAUUUCGAUGGCCUUGGAUUAUUGAGCUGUGCAAUCAAAUAUCAAAAGAGCUACGCUCCAACAUAGACUGGAUUGGUAUCAGGCCACCAUCUUCAAGACCGACAAAACUGUUAGAUUACGCCUGCGGUGAUGGCGUGGCGUCUCGGGCGCUCGCACCCUUCAUGUCUACAGUGAGAGGUAUGGACAUAGCAUCAGGAAUGGUAGAACAGUAUAACAAAAUGGCACUGAAAGCAGGCUAUACGUCGAUAAAAAUGCGAGCUAUUCAGGGUGAUCUUAUCGAUCCCGAGUUGACGCCGUCUCCGGAGACCAACACGCCAAGAUUCUUUGAUUUUGACGUGGUAGUCAUGUGCAUGGCUCUCCAUCAUAUCGAAGACCCGGAUAACAUGAUAUUACAGCUCUCAAAACGACUGAGACCUGGAGGAAUCUUACUUAUCAUUGACUGGGUUGCAAGCUCUGCGGGCAGUAGUGCUCAGACAGGAAAUCGAACGCUAGGAGCGAUUAGUAGAAUGGGGUUUCAAGAGAAUGAAGUAAGGAGUUCGUUUGAUAAAGCUGGACUUGAAGAUUGGGCGUGGAAGUUGACCUCGGCGCCGUCUCAAGUACCUAGAGAGAUUGGUGGUGAACAGCAAUUGUUUCUUGCUCGGGGAAAGAAGCCAUUUAGUUAGCACGUACAAUAAACCUGAUUUGAAUUUGUCCAGUCAUUGGAUCAAGAUAUUGACAGUUGUCAUUUCCCCACGACCACCUGGACUUCUCGCGAUGAAGGUGAUAUCAUCCAUGAGUUUCUUGAGUCGUUGCUGGAUAGUCUAGACA
Fusarium odoratissimum NRRL 54006 is the source of this 1093-nucleotide messenger RNA. RefSeq lists its product as uncharacterized. The record is from RefSeq and is a predicted model, not a curated record. The coding region runs from base 76 to 948 and encodes 290 amino acids. The transcript has 3 exons. Lineage: Eukaryota; Fungi; Ascomycota; Sordariomycetes; Hypocreales; Nectriaceae.